GAAACGAGUAACCUUAUGGCUGAAAUUGUGGCGUAUCCCUAGUAAUGUUGAAGUUGAACGGACAUGAUUUGUAUGAAAUGACUGACUGCUGUCUAAUAUUUACUCUCGGCUUCAGAAUUAAGCUGUGGUAUUUUUGAAAGGCUGGUGGACACAAAAAUGACACUCAGAGUGUUUCUGGCUCUAUUGCUCCCCCUGCUGGUUGGGAGCACCUCAGCUUCUCAGGAACUGUUCCCGACAGACUGCUCUGACGUCUACGCUAAUGGACAAACCCUGAGUGGAGUUUACACCAUCUACCCUGCAGGUGACACACCUGUACAGGUGUACUGUGACAUGGGCUGUAAUGGACAGACAGAGGAUGCGAAGUGGACGGUGAUUCAGAGGAGGAUGGAUGGCAGUGUGAACUUCUAUAGGCCAUGGGCGCAGUACAAGAAAGGAUUUGGCAACAAAAAUGGAGAAUACUGGCUGGGAUUGGAGAACCUCUAUCAGCUCACGCACAAGAGGAAGUAUGAGUUGAGAGUGGACCUGCAGGACUUUGAGGGAGUGAAGGUUUACGCCCAGUACUCUACUUUCUCUGUGGAAUCAGAAACUGAUGGCUACAAACUCCACGUUGGUGGUUUCAUCAACGGAGGAGCAGGUGACUCUUUGGAGACAAACAAUGGACAGAUGUUCUCCACCUUUGACAAAGACCAGGACGCUACAAAGGAAAGUAACUGUGCUAAAUCCUACCUCGGAGGGUUUUGGUACAGUGCUUGCCACCACGCUAACCCCAACGGUAUCUAUCUGUGGGGGAAGGAUGGCACCUUUUAUGCUAUUGGAAAUGUGUGGUAUCACUGGAAAGGCUAUGAUUAUGGUCUCAAGUUCAUCAGUAUGAAGAUCAGGCCUUUACCGGAGACUCAGGCAGUCUAAAACCAGGAAUGAUGAUACACUGAGCCAUGCUUUGUUGUUUUGUUUUUUUUAAAAUGUAAUAUUUGCUCAUCCACAUAAAUUAAUUACUUUGCAUUUCAUAUUACAUUGCAAGGUACAAAAAAUAAAUAGUUGACAAUAUUUUUAAAAAAAACAACCUUUGGUAAAGUCAUUCAUCAACGAUGUACAUUCAUUAUUAGAGUACAAAAUUAAUAAGGCUAGAUGAAAAUAUAUGUAUAUGCUCUUUGUCUUUUGGCCUGAUCCUGUCGACUUUGUUAUGACUGCGAUAUUCUGGUUUUGUAUUGUUUUGGAUGUGACUUUGGGCUGUUCUGUGACAAUGAUUUCGGAGCUCCCUCAAAGUAGUAAAGCCUCGUCAGUUUUUUUUAAAUCCGCACAUUUGUGUCAUUCUGUCAUGAUACGUCAUUAUCUGUUUACUAGUUACUCUGAGUUAACAACCAGUGCUUGCCUAAAGCAGCAUUUUUACUCAUUGUUAAACUAUGUUUGAGCAAAUUUAUUCACCUCUAUACACUGGUUUGCCUCCCCCCUUGGGUGAGGGUACGGCAAACGUAUUCGGCCUGCUAGUAAAUAAACGUUGUGCAAUGACAAA
Pygocentrus nattereri (red-bellied piranha) is the source of this 1510-nucleotide messenger RNA. Its product is annotated as microfibril-associated glycoprotein 4-like. Lineage: Eukaryota; Metazoa; Chordata; Actinopteri; Characiformes; Serrasalmidae. Gene Ontology annotation, biological process: elastic fiber assembly. The coding region runs from base 157 to 906 and encodes 249 amino acids. The transcript is spliced from 6 exons. The record is from RefSeq and is a predicted model, not a curated record.